CUCCCAUGCGAAACCAGCGGUGCUGGAGCCCAGCGACACCGUAUCAUUCCUCACCUGGAUGUCACGUCCCAACUAACGGCUGUAUAAUUACCGUUUUCAUCUGAGAACGGUGCUCCGAAUUAAAGAGGCUAUAGAUGCAUUACCAUAACGCAACAUUGGAGCAAAAUGGACGGUCCGAUGGACGAAUUAUUUGAGACUAAUAAAUUGUACGAAAAUAUUUAAAUCAAGGAAAAAGUAAAUCAGAAAAUGGAGGACACGUCACUGGAGGACCAUUACAACCUGACAGAAGAAUAUGUCCCCUACGAGGAAAGGUUGGAGACGUACAUCGUGCCAGUCGUUUUCGCCAUGAUAUUCCUUGUCGGGGUGCUUGGCAACGGGGCACUGGUGCUCAUCUUCGUCAGGCACCGCACUAUGAGAAACGUGCCAAAUACGUACAUCCUGAGUCUGGCUUUGGGUGACCUGCUGGUCAUCGUGACGUGCGUCCCAUUCACCUCGACCCUGUACACGAUCGAAUCCUGGCCGUACGGCGAUUUCGUCUGCAAGCUGUCCGAGGUGACGAAGGACGUUUCGAUCGGAGUGUCCGUCUUUACGCUGACCGCUUUGAGCGCCGAGAGGUACUGCGCUAUAGUCAACCCGAUACGCAGGCACAUAUCGACUAAACCGUUGACGAUUUUUACCGCCGUAGCCAUUUGGAUAUUGUCUGUCCUUCUCGCUUUACCAGCCGCAAUUUUUUCCAACGUACGGACGGCUGACCUCACGGAUAACAAGACCAUAUAUUAUUGCACUCCUUUUCCAGAAAAGUACGGGACGCCUUACAUUCAGGGCGUAGUGAUGUUCAAAUCAUUCGCGUACUACGCCGGCCCGCUUUUCAUAAUAGGAGGCUUUUACGUUCUCAUGGCGAGACAUUUGGUCUUGAGCACAAGGAACAUGCCAGGGGAGUUGCAGGGGCAAUCGAACCAGGUCAGGGCGAGGAAGAAAGUGGCUAAGAUGGUAUUGGCCUUCGUCAUCAUAUUCAUCGUCUGCUUUCUGCCGUACCACAUAUUUAUGCUGUGGUUCCACUUCUCUCCGAGCGGGGAACAGGAUUACAACCGGUUUUGGCAUACUUUUCGAAUAGUGGGCUUCUGCCUGAGUUACAUCAACUCCUGCAUCAAUCCGAUCGCCCUGUAUUGCGUCAGCAAAGCCUUCAGGAAACACUUCAACCGCUACUUGCUCUGUUGGUGCAAGCACAACGAGCGCAGCGACGACAUGUCCAUGGUCCACAGGAACAGCUCGUCGAGACACGCUCGGCAGAAUUCCAUUAUAACGAGUCACUAUGUCAUCAGCCAUUCCGAAAAGACUUGACAUUCCCUUUGCUGUCGAUCGAGCAAUUCGCGUUAAGUUAGUUAAUUUUUUAACUUAUUAUCUACUUAACUUAUUUUACUAUUAAUUUAGUAGAGUAGAGAAAGUAGUAGUUAGUCGGAUCGAUUUUACUAUUGUGUUCUUGUUUCAUAAUUACAAUGACGACCAAUCUUCUUCGUUCCAAUUCCGCUUACCUAGUCAAAAAUACCUACAGAACUUUGGUAUUUUAAAGGUAUCAUCGAUUUUCACUUUUCAAGUGUCAUUUAGGGUUAAAACGAAAAUUAGUAUUUAUUGAAUGUUUGUAAUCGUGCAUUUUUUCUUUGACAAAUUUUAAAUAAUUUUAGUGGGUGAAGUGGGCACGAUCUCUUUUUAUUGUCAUCACAGCCGACGUUAAAUAUCUCAAGUUCAAUUCAACAAAAAUGUAUUUCAUAUAAUUGCAUGUAUUUAAAUUGUUUAAGGUUGUUGUAACCAACACCGAUCUCGAAACAUUACCCGAAUUAUAGUAGCGACGGUUGCCAAUAGUUAACAUUCCUUUGGCAAAUAUUGAACUGAAAUUUCGUCAUGCUAGGUUGGUUUGUCAGAAGCAUUUCGUAAAUUCGCCAUAUUCAGUUAGUCUGUGUGAAUCUGUGAAGUCAAAUCUCUUUUAUAAAAUCUUGAGUUUUUACGCCAUUAUCUUUAUUUAUCGGCGCCAAUGAUGAUUUAUGUCUGAGGGUUUUUUAUUGUAGUAAUUGUUAUUGGUAAAGUGUUUGGAAUGGUGUAAAUAGUGUAUGUGAACUGUCGGUUGUGUAUUAAAUGUGUUAUAUUUGUAUAUUUUUAUGUAUGUUUAUUUUUCGUCCUUUUUAUACGUUGUAUAGUAGUUACCACUUGCCCUGUUGAAAAUUCAUGUUAGUUUUCUGUGAGGAGAGUCGCGCAGUUGAAUUUUCCCUCCUUGGCCCUAAACGAUAUUUUCUGUUAUUUGUAUUUGUCUUUUAUUUUUCGUGUUCUUAUUUUGCAUUCGCGAAAUGAAGAAACGCGAAGACCAAGCCAGAGAGGAUAGACAGACCAACAUGAUCAGCAAUCUUCGAAUUUCAGUUCAUCACACUGCAUACAGCAUAAAAAAAUCUCACAAGUGUUAAACUGUUUGUAAAACUUAAGUAAUUAUUCUUACGCAUUGAAUGAUUGAGAGAUGAGAUUUAUUUAAUAGUUACUUUUGUGUAUUGAUGUUAGUGAUACAGGUAAAAAUAAUUACACGAAUUAUUGAAUAAAUUUCAUAUGUCAUACAUAUUACUAAUUACCAGUGUAUAGAUGAAUGCUUUAGAACAAAUUUUGGUUCAAAACUUUUUUUUUUCAACUAGUAACAUUAUAUCGCCAAAAAUUAUAAAUGUUUUUCAUUCUUUAAAAAGCAUGUAAUAAUGUCUAUUAUAAUGUAAUAAUAGCUAUACAUUUUUCUUUGUAAAUAUAUUGUUUUUUGACAGUCAACUGUGUGACUGAAUAUUAGUUAUUAAUUUCGACUAAGUGAAUUUGAUUUUUCUUUUAAUUUUUGGUUAUUUCAGGCUGAUUGAACAAAGCAAAAACUAUUUUCGUUUCAUGUACGUGCAUAAUUAAAACGAAAUUAACCCUAUUUUUCCCAAUGUUGAGUCAGGGCAACACCAAAUUUAUCUAAUUUGUUAAAGCUAAAUAAUCCCAAGGGUUUAAGGCAGGUGCAGUGGUUUUUCUUUCAUUGUUUCAUCUUUUGUAUUGACAACACUGAUUUUGUUGGCGCCGAUCUUGGUAUCUUCUAAAUGUAACAUGUCUCCCACCACCACUACUUAGUAUCCAUUGUUAUAUUUGCCCAACAUUAAAUUUUUCAUAUCCAGUUUAUAAUUCAACCCAAAGUUGUUUCAGAGCAAUUUUAACUUUAGCAAUUUUGUUUACGGUUUGCAGGAAAUCAUUGGGUUCAGGGCGGGCGCAAUGUGGUUCCUGCUCUGAGCCCGUGUAUUGGCGACACUGAUUUAUCUGGCGCCAAUCUAAACUCUCUACCACUAAACUCACGGGAUAUCCCGCUAUACUUUUAAUAAAAUUGCUCUAAGACAAUAUUACGCCAUAAGGGAUUAACCAAAAAAGAUCUAUAAAAUAUGAUAAAUAAUAUUUGGGCUAUAAUGUUAUUUUUGUAAUAUAUUUGAUAUAUUUUCAAUAAUAUUGAAUGUGAAUGAAUGAGAAACGAAUUUUAUCAUAUGUUAUCAGUGUUCUCUUGCAGUAUAGGUAGAUUUAUAAAAGUUGAUAGCUUCAACCAAUAAAAAUUAAUUAAAAUAUUUCCAAUAUGUUUUCUUUCUAUACAUAAUGUUAUAUAAAUAUAGUAAAAAGUGUUUUUAUUGUAAAAGUGUAUUAUAAAAUCGUCGUAACUGUCAUCCGUAAUGUAUAUACGCUAAAGUCUGUAAAUUUGAAUGAAGAGAAAUAUUUUACAUAUACUGAAAUUAAUGAAAUUUCUACGAAUUCUGUUUGUCCCAUUUUUUAAAGUAAAAUUUUUUGCCUAUCAAUGGAAAACUUUAACAUUACGAGUUAGAUUUUAUUUACAAAAACUUUUAUUUUUAAUAAAGGAUAUAAAAUUCAAACUUUGUGAAAUUGUGUGUGAAACUAAUUGUACAAUUAAAACAAAGAUAAAGCAUUUUUAAACAAUAAGUGUAUUUUAGAUUUAGUGAAAAUUUAGCUAUUAGAAUGGGGAAGAUAAUACGCAAUAUGACUUAUUUAGAAAUUGAAUAAAUAUAAUUCGUGCGUAAAAUGUUUUUUAGCCGUCUUUAUAUUCGAAAUUAAAUGUUAUUUUUGCACUGUGUGUGGAUGACAGAAUCAACUUGUAUUCUCUUGUACAAUAAGUGAAACAAAAACCAAAAUUUAACUUGUUUUUUUUUCGUUACAAUAAUUCAAAGACAUGGUAUUGUUUGUAUAAUUGUAUAGUAUUUUUACCAUAAAAAUUAUGUAAAUAUUUUAAUUCUAAAAAUUGUAUUAUAAUAUUUUGAAAUUAUUAAACAAUUAUUACUAUUAGUAAAUAAUAUAUAUAUACCAAUUCUCAUCUGUAUGAAUAAUUCUACAGGGUUUACAAUUCAUUACAAUCUAUUGGUGUAAAUAUAAUGUAUCCAUAAAUGUUGUGAUUAAGGUUACUUUUAACUUAUUAUAAUUCGAUGUUUGAAAUAUUUUUUUUUUAUAUAGCAAAAAAAUUAACCACACCCAGAGAAUUUUAAAGACCUUUAUGCUCAACUAUUUAUUUACAUCGAAAUCACACGCCUACUCAUGUUUGGUGUGUACAUUUGUUAAAUGGACAUAUUUUAAGUAAAUAUAUAGCGUUUG
This is a messenger RNA of Cimex lectularius (bed bug), 4638 nucleotides long. RefSeq names its product neuropeptide CCHamide-2 receptor-like. Gene Ontology annotation, biological process: G protein-coupled receptor signaling pathway. Bases 247 to 1341 code for a protein of 364 amino acids. The transcript is spliced from 4 exons. Gene Ontology annotation, molecular function: G protein-coupled peptide receptor activity. Gene Ontology annotation, cellular component: membrane. The record is from RefSeq and is a predicted model, not a curated record. NCBI's taxonomy places the organism in Eukaryota, Metazoa, Arthropoda, Insecta, Hemiptera, Cimicidae.